This is a messenger RNA of Brenthis ino (lesser marbled fritillary), 873 nucleotides long. Lineage: Eukaryota; Metazoa; Arthropoda; Insecta; Lepidoptera; Nymphalidae. The record is from the annotation of a GenBank genome assembly.
AUGAUCUUGAUAGUGACGUUACGGGCGACGUCAUUUGACAUUUAUCAAUCAAAUAUCAAGUUUCUCGUUCCACAAUCCACAUGUCCGUUUACAUCGUCCCGCUCCCGCCGCUUUAAUCAAUUUUUAUUUGGUAAGUGGAAAAUGGCCCCAGCAGCUCCUGAAGUUAGGCCUGUACCGGCUGAUGACUCGAUCGGGGCAGGUAUUAGAGCAAUUUUAUUGGGACCUCCGGGUUCUGGAAAGGGAACUCAAGCACCCCGUCUGAAAGAGAAAUACUGUGUAUGCCAUUUAUCAACGGGAGAUAUGCUCCGGGCCGAAGUAGAUUCUGGCUCUGAGUUGGGCCGACGUCUAAAGAAGGUGAUGGAUGAAGGCAAACUUGUUUCGGAUGAAAUGGUAGUGCAUAUGAUUGACAAGAAUUUAGAUCAGCCUGCAUGUAAAAAUGGCUUUUUGCUAGAUGGAUUCCCAAGGACGGUGCCCCAAGCACAAAAGUUGGAUGAAUUGCUGGAAAAAAGAAAAUCAGCCCUUGAUGCUGUUAUAGAGUUUAGCAUUGAUGAUAGCCUACUAGUGCGUAGAAUUACUGGACGGCUUAUCCAUCCUUCCAGUGGUCGCAGCUACCAUGAAGAAUUCAAUCCUCCAAAAAAAAAUAUGAUUGAUGAUAUUACUGGUGAACCUUUAAUAAAGAGGUCAGAUGAUAAUGUUGAAGCACUUAAAAAGCGGUUAACUACAUAUCACCAACAGACUGUACCACUUAUUGAUUAUUAUAUGAGGAAAGGCCUACAUUAUAGAGUUGAUGCAGCAUUACAUGCUGAAACUGUCUUCAGUAAAAUUGAUAAUAUUUUUAAGAAUCGGAUUUUUGCUAGGGAAAGAUCUUCAUUG